Messenger RNA from Blepharisma stoltei, 5651 nucleotides. Lineage: Eukaryota; Ciliophora; Heterotrichea; Heterotrichida; Blepharismidae. The record is from the annotation of a GenBank genome assembly.
AUGGCUGACGGGAUAGACAGUCUUUACAAGACGUCAAUAUUCUCCAACGACAACAAACUCAGCUCUCUUUCAAAUACAAUUUAUUUUAAAAUCAAAGCCAAUCUGAUAGAAAAUUUAGGAAGUUGAUUUUUCCUAAAAUAUGAUUUAAGCACCAAAACUUCAACUCAGUAUAUGAUAGAGAUUAUUUCCAAUAUAAUUUCCUUUAGUCAAAUGGUGACUAUUUUAUGAUACCCCGAAAUGGAAAUUAAAAACUGAAAUAGUUAUUUUGGGUGGUGAAAAGUCCUAGGCUAUUUUUCAUUUGACACUAUUUUUGCUGCCUUGAAUGUGUAUCAAAUUGCAUUUUAUGCAUUUAUUUCCCAAAUUUUAUUAUAUACAUCAGCUAUAAUAGUUUUUUCUUUUUUCAAUUCUCUCUUCAAUCAAAGUAACUGGAAACUAUUUAAAUUAUUUUUGACUUUUCCAACUCAUAUUUUAGACAUAAUAUCAACAAUAGGAUUUAUUCCAACAAAUUUGAUAUUAAUAGUUACAAUUAAAUACUCACUUUUUUCGCAUUCGAAUAUAGACGAAUAUAAAAAUCUUACCCAAAAAGACGUUGAUGUAGGAGCUGUUGGAAUUUUUUUGGGAAUAUUUUCAUUAAUCCAACUAUUUUGUUUGUGUGUCUUCCGUGAGCUUUUUACUGCUGAUGUUCGCCAUUCAUUUGCUUGGAACAAUAUAAAAUCAAGGUCAAAUUCUUCAUUUAAUGUGCUUUUAAUGAUUUAUAAGCAGCUUUUUAUUUUUAUGCAUGUGUCUAUGAGCUCUAAGAAGGUCUGAUACUAUGCUAUAAUUAUGACUUUUUCUGGAAUUCUUGCAUUGAAAGUUUGAAAGUCUGAGCCCUAUUAUAAUCUAAUAACCAAUGUUAUUCAAGUUUCAAUGAUGCUCGGCGUAAUGGGAAUAUCAUUUAAUUUUUUAGUAGGCAUAUGAAUGGAUAAUUCAGGAAUUAUUGCUUUAUUAAGCAUUUGCGUAGUACCGCUUGCUCUUGGGAUUAUUUUCUACUGAAUGCAUAAAUUUUCAUUAAAGCAAUCGUAUAAAGGGACUUAUUUAGACGAGUAUACUUUUGAACUGAGGCUAAGGAAGCAAUUAACUUCAAAAAAUUUUAAAAAUUUUUUACAAAUUUAUAACAAAUUUUCAGAAAUACAUAAAAUUUCCCAAAUCAGUAAAGAUAAGCUUUUGGUUGUUUGGGAAGUAAAUUAUUGCUUAUUUUCAGCAGAAGAUUUUAGCUUACUCUCCCCUUUAAAUAUUUAACAAAAUAUUGGCAAAAUUUUUAUUUUGGGUACAUUAGCCCCUUUAAAUUGGAUCAUAAUUUUAUUUUUGAAUGAUUUACAUAAUUUCAAUAAAAUAUAGCCCUUUGGACCUUUUUGCACCAUAAACUAGUUUACAGCUAUUUCCUAGCUGUAUGCAACCAGUAAAGCAAGGUUUACUAGUGCACAAAAAGCUCUAUGGGCGGCGAUAUUAUUUAAACAAUUUUUUACACUGAAUCUUUAUCUUUUUUAAUUAAAUCUUUAUAAAAUUUAAUUAUGUAUAUUUUUUUGAUGGCAGUGUUUACCUCUAUUCAAAAAAACUGUAUAUUUUUUAAAUUAUAUAAAAUUUUUAUCAAUUGGAGAUGGAUCUUUUAUUCCAUUUAAAAGGAGGAGUUAGCUAAAAUAAAGCUUGCAAGAAUGUCUCAAGUUCAUAAUAGUUUUGAAGGAGAAGUCCAAGAGCAAAGAAUAUACCAAUGAUUUAAAAUCAACGAAAAAAGCAUUUCAGAUGAAAAUGACUUUUUAUCCUAUUUGAAUGAGUUAGAACUAGCUAAAAAAGAUGACAAAGCUCUAUGCAAAUUUUUACUAGAUUUAUGAAAAGAAGCAUCAAUAGAAAAACCUAAAAUUUCCAAGCUUGAAUAUUUAGUCAAAAAUUCAGCAUCAUUAAUCAAAUCAGUGAACUCAAUUUAUACAAAACUUUUGAAAGAAAAACACCCAAAAUCUUAUGAAAUUUAUGGGAGUCUACUACAAAACAUCCUUUAUGAUUUUAGCAGAGGAAAAAUAAUUUUAGACAAAGCUUCACAGAACUCGAUUAUUCAAGAGCCUAAAAAAAUAGAAAAAAUAGAAAAUUUUGAAGAAGGAAAUGGGAAUAUUUUAAUUUCUGCUAAUAAAGACUCAUUCGGAGUUAUUGUAUAUAUCAAUGAAAUAGCGGCUCAAAUGCUGAAAGGAACAGUAACAAACAUUUUGGAAAAUAAUAUAAUUCAAUAUAUCCCAUCACCUUAUAAUGAAAAUCAUUUAGAAAUUAUGAAAAAAUUUGUUGAUAACUGUACAGGCCCUGAAAUAUUUAAAAAUUAUUCAUGGUUUACAAUGGAUUGCCAAGGAUAUUUAAAUGAAUCGUAUACACUAAUUAAAUUGACAGCACUUAGAGAGGAUUUAUUUUUUAUGGUAUCUAUGAAGCCUAUUUCUUCUAGUCAUCAAGUUGCAUUAAUAUCAGAAGAUGGCACAAUAUAUUGCCAUAGUGAUCUUUUUGCAAAUGCUUUAGAUUUGCCUAAUCAAUUUAUAAAUUAUCAGAAUAUUUUAUCCUAUAUUCCCAAAUUUUUUGAGUUAGAGCUUUUUGAGCCAGAAUUAAUUGUAGGUAAGCAAGCUAUUGCUGUUGUUCAUGGUAUUAAAUAUUUUAAAAAAUCUGAAGUCCAUUAUGCUAUUUUAAUUACAGAUAAGAGCGAAAUAACAGAAUGGCUACAAAAGAGCACUUAUGAGCAACGAGAAUUCUUUGGCCAACUUACAAAUCGCUCUAUAAUAAAUGAGCCUAAGCAAAAUGAUACUAAAAUACCAACUGACCAUGAUGAUGAUAGAGUUUAUAAACGAAAAAGCAAUGCGAGUAUAACAACUUUUAUAGAUGAUGUUGAGGAUUCAAACAAUCUAGAAAAGUGCAGGCACAAAUUUGAAGAAUUAGGGUCAAAUAUUUCAUUUCAAGUCAGUUCCUAUAAUUUCAUUAACAGUAAGUAAUAUUCAGGCAAAGAAAAAUCAAUCAUAAAUCAAUCAGAGCAGUCAUUGAGAAAAUUCAAAUUAGUUUUAUUUUUUUCGGUAUUAUAUAUGUAGAUCAUUUCUGUACUAAUAACAAAUGUUGCAAUAAUAAUCUAUAUAGCAGAUGCAGUGAAUCAUUCUAGAUCAAUCAACACUUUCAAUGACCUCGGAAUUAUUUUGUAUAGAAUUGCAUCAGCUGCAGAAAAUUCCAGAUUAAUAGAUUUGGCUAUAUCUUAUAACCAUACUGAGGUUUCUUAUUAUACUAGCAUGCUUGAGCAAACAAGGUCUGAUCUAUUAACUUAUCAAAGUACUUUGUAUAAGCAUUAUGAGGACUGAAGCUAUUGUGACUCAUCAAAAAUAAUUAUGCUUGAUAUUAUCCCAAUAUGAGAUUUUAAUAAUAAUGAGGAGCCUAGGCGAAUUUUCAUGAAUUUGUAUGAUGCUCUGAGUGAAUUUAUUGGACAUGUAAAAUAUAUUUAGAUAAAUAGUAUGAUUGGGAAUGUUAAAAAUUCAGAAAAUUAUACUAAUGACUUGCAAUUUUUAGUUGCAAAUGGCUUGGGGGAAGCUUUUUAUAUGUCAAAUUCAUCGCUGAAUGGACUUGUCAACUGUGAAAUAGACAGAAUUAGCACUAUAGGAACAUUUACUAUUGUUUUAGAUGUCAUUGGAGCAAGCAUACUUGGUAUUUGUAUGGCAUUUCUUGUAUUUUAUAUAUUGUUUAUCAGCAAAAAAUAUAACAACCUAUGAAAUUUUAUCCGAGAAAAAAUAUAUGCUUGCUACUAUGAGCUAAUAAAAAAUUGCAAAGAUAGGCUAGCAUUGGUACACAAUGAAGAACUAGAAGAAGUAGAUAUUCCAUUAAGAAAAAAAUACAAAAGAAUUUCAAUAAAUAUAAGAAUGAGAUAUAUCACAAGACUAGCACUAUUUAUAAGUUUGACUGGGAUAUAUUAUAGCUUAGUUCAUGGAAUUAUGUAUCCUGAUGUUGAAGAAUAUCUAAAAAAAAGGCCACAAAUUAUGUACAUAUAUGUACAAAGAAGGGCAAUUAUCCCAAAAAUAGGCUUUUUUGCAAGAGAAGCUGCCCUUGACGACCAAGAAAAGCAGCUAAAACAGCUGAUUCCUAAAAGUCUUUCUUUUCCUAACGCAAAUAAUGAGCUAGCAGAAGCGAUUACGAUCUUUAUGAAAUGCACCCACUCUUUUAUGUGAAACAGAAAAUACAUAAAAAUGGUGACGACAGACCACCGACCUCUCGACCCUAUUUCUUCAACAUCAGCAGGCAACGGCCCAGUGGUGGAGAUUUAGGUGGAAAGGGGCCGGUAAUCCUUUAUGUAUGUUCGGGCUGGGUUUUCAUCAAGCCCGAGGAGAUAAUUCUCGGACUUGGAGUUUUUCCUCCAGGACAACCAUUGGAAAGGGGCAAGGUCGGCCCAAUGUUUGAAGGCAAUAUGGCCUUCAGACCCAGAAGAUGGUAUUUGCCCCAACGAGAAACUGGGAGUUUCGACCCAGGUGGUUGGCCCUUAGACUCCAGAAGCCAUGGAAGUCAAGACUGGUGGUGCGAAUCCCUUGUUUGAGGCAACAAGGAGGGUGUCCGCCGAGGCUCCUCAGGGGCGAUGAGCGUGUAGGGGUGGAAAUCCCCGGCCCUGCAAGGCAAACGGCUUAAUCUAAUCUAAUCUAAUGUGAAACAGAAAAUAUUUACCAGCAAUGAUGAGAACCUCUUUAUUUGAGCACGGCUCUUCUCCAAUUUAUCAAUCAAAUCUGGGAUCCAUAUGAUGGACUAAUUUAUUAAUGUUUGAGGCUUCUGCAUUGCAGAAAUAUGACUCACUCCCCCCCCCCUCCGUGAGCGAACAAAAAAAUUUUUGUUCGCUCACGGAGGGGGGUUAAUUUUUUUUUUUUAAAAAAAAUUUAUAUAUAAAUUUUAAAAAAAAAUAUUUUUUUCGAAAUUUAAAAAAAAUCCUAAUUUGCAAAAAUUGGGAAAGCAAAUAUUAAUUUAAUUUGCAAAAUUUAUGUUUUAAAACGCAAUUUGUUUAAAAUUAAACAGAAUUAGCUCUAGAUUUCAUUAUACUAAUUAUCACUUAUAUAUCAAAAUUUUUUUCCAUUAAAAUUUUUUCUAUUAAAAAAAUUUUUGUUCACUCACGGAGGGUGGGUUUUUGGUCAAAAAAAAUGGCGAUUUUUCUAAUGGUUUUGUUCGCUCACGGAGGGGGGGGGGGGAGUCAGAAAAAAUGAGCCAGCUUUGGAUUUUAACCAGGAGGUACACUGAACUUCAAUUGAUGAUGGCGCGUGUUUUUAGUGUUAUAGACGAAGGAUCUAAAGAAAUGAUAUCAGACAGACUCAGCGAUAUUGUAAAUACAGCAAUCAUAUAUAUACCUGCUUGCCAAUAAUAGCCCACUAAGGAGCAUUUUUAGUUCGCCAUCUUAAAUUUGGUUAGCCAGAAAAUAUGACAUGUCAACGAAUUUGGCAACCAGCUAUUCUCCAGCCAACCAAAAAAUGUUCCUUAGUGGGCUAUUCUUGAUAACUAAGUAUAUAGUUCUUUCAGUCUUUUUAUACUUGCUAUAUUUUUUACCAUAUCUUUCAAGAGAAAUAAGCAAAUUAAACAGGCUGAAAGUGAUUCUUUCAAUAAUUCCUAUUAAGGGUAAAGCUAAUGAAUCUACUUAG